AAGCCCUUCAUAAAGAUGAAGCUGCUGCUCGCCCAGAGGUACUCAAUUGUUAUAUUCAAUGUAUUUGCUAAGGAGAUUGGCAUGCUUGCUGCCUUUUGUCUAAAAGGUCACUACCCCAAGCUGGUCUUCCACUUUGAGCUGAAGAGGAGCAUUCUGUACUUCAUCCUGGAGACAUAUGUCCCAUCAAGCCUAUUGGUGGUUCUUUCUUGGGUCUCCUUCUGGAUUUCGCUGUCCUCUGUUCCAGCACGAAUUUGUAUAGGAGUGACCACAGUACUGACCAUGACCACUCUGAUGAUGGGAGCUCGCACGUCGCUUCCGAAUGCCAACUGUUUCAUCAAGGCGAUUGAUGUGUACUUAGGAAUCUGCUUCAGCUUUAUUUUUGGAGCCCUCAUUGAGUAUGCUGUGGCUCAUUUCUGCACCCUCACUUACAGCGACCCGCAUAUGCUGGUGUAUGGCCACCAAUUGCAUAACUUUGAUGACGAAAUAAACGGCAUCGUCACCACCAUCUCCAGCCCCUGUGACAGGGCCAAGAGACGCAAGGAACCUGACGCAGGUCCCGCCGCUGCUCCCGCCACCAGCGAAUUGGCAGUCGAUCCAUCCAGCCAGACAGGCAGCGAGCCCAAGCCCGCCGAGGCUUCUCCUCCAGAACCCACCAACUGGUGUUUCAUUGCUCUGGCCACCUUUCGCAAACUUCUCAGUUUCAUAAGCUGCUGUCACAUAAAAAAUCCACACCACAUAGACAACUACUCAAGAGUCACUUUCCCUUUGUCAUUUGUCCUUGUUAAUCUUCUUUAUUGGACGUAUUAUUUGUACUUUUAGCAUUUAUCCCUAGUAUUUAGACAGGGAGUUUAUUUCACUCAAUGUACAAUAAGUGUGACUUAGGUGUGGUUCUGAGGUGGGUUUUUACUAUUUCUAAGCAGCAGCAUAAUGAGAAUGAGAAAGAUUGUUUUUCAGGAAGAAAAAAAAAAGUGUCAUUAUUGUAAUUCAACGUCACUCUUUUAGCAUACUUAAUGCUGACUGGUGAGGUCUGGUAGACUACAAAGCUCGACAUGAAGAGGAGUAAUUGCUUCCAAAGAUGAAAACCAUUCCGUUUGCAUAUUUCCCACUGUAGCUCAUUUAUUGUAAUUGUGUCUCGUUCAGCUUGUAAGUGGCGAACACACAGAAGAUGGAGCUGUAAUUUAUGCUGGCCAAAACAUCCAGGGGUGCUGUGCACGGGCGAAUGGGCUUACUCGUUGUCUGACUUUUUCCAAGUGAUAUUUUAUUAAUUGUUCUUUUCUGCCUGAAUGUUCACAUCUUCAGUACAAUUGGCUAAUAUGAAUAGGCAGUGGCAGAAAUAAAAUAAAAAGAAAAAAAGAAAAAGACCCAAUGCAAAAGAAUAACAUGAUGGAAACUUCAGUUCCGGGAAAUAUCACAAACAGUUUAUGUAAUUGUCUUUUACACAAAAACUCUCAAUACUACCUAAAUUACAGCAGAUAAAUACAUCAUUUAAUGGGGCUGCUAUGAAUAGUUCAGAUUGUAACGAAAUCAGAAAAUUACACCAUUCAUUCACCCGUUUUUGUUCGGUGUCACAAUUCACAUUCCUUAGACAGCACACCAAGCCUAUGCUUUCUUAUCAGCUAACCAACUCUGGCUGGCUGUCUUACUGGAAUAUUUCUUUUAAAAUACGGUCAUGUGAUGUUAUCAGAUGUUGGUGUAGGUUAGUACUGAAGUGCUUAUCUUCGCCAGAUAUGUCAUUUCAAUUUUUCAGCUAUUUAGAGCUGAGUCGAAAAUGUCAUUUCCAUUGAUCUGUUUUUGGAAGAUGUUAUUACUGGCAAUGCUCUUUACCUUCUUAACAGCUCCAAAAUGAUGGAAUCUUCUGGACUAUAUCAGGAGGUCGCUGUAAAAUAAGUUUACACUGAAAUAUAGAAAUACUACAUGACAUUUAAUAACUGCUUACGCCAACAAGUCUGGAAAAAGCACACUAGAGUUAGAGAAAAGCAGAAAGAAGGAGUAGAAAAAGAACAGAUGCAAGAUGGAAAUGUUUUCAUUUAAGCAAACUACCGGUACUAUUCAGUUCAAACUUACUGUCAAUGCAUUUGACAAGGUGAUGUGUUUGAAUGACACAUACGUAGACCACAACCUAGACGGUACGGUUUGUUGUACAGUCUGUUUGCUACCUUUGUCCGAGGAAGCAACAUUUAUGAUGGCCAUGGGCUGAAUAUGUCGACCAAAGAUUAUAAUCAGAUUUAAAAGUGCAUUCUCAAGUACCAUGGCGGCAUGCUGUCGGUCUGCAGAUUAACGUGACAGCUCCUAUGUCAGACAAUGGGGCAAAUCUGCCUGUUAAUUUUGUUGUUGUGUUCUAUACCGCUAUAAUAUGCUCUCACAUAGACUGGAGUGAGUUGAUUUAUUCAGAUGGCAAGUUUCUUCCAUGAUGUGCAUUGAGAUGCAUGAAGUGGGUAUAUAACUUCAUUGCCUUCAGAAACUAUUUCGGCUGCAUUGUUUCUCUGUUUUAACUCAUUCACUCCCAAAGACGUUUUUAAACGUCUUUUCAGACUUGGUCCUGAAUUGGCUCGUACUGAAUGAGUUUUAAAUAGACUGACUCAGCCCUCCUUUUCUGAUGAUAACGCUAACAAAUAAUUUCAUUUAUAACCUUUGUUCUCCCUGCGUGCAUGCUUUGCUUGGUUUGCUUGGGUUAAAUAUGGGGGGGAGAAAAACAAAAAC
Messenger RNA from Hippocampus zosterae (dwarf seahorse), 2700 nucleotides. Its product is annotated as gamma-aminobutyric acid receptor subunit pi-like. The transcript is spliced from 4 exons. Bases 16 to 819 code for a protein of 267 amino acids. Gene Ontology annotation, biological process: monoatomic ion transmembrane transport; chemical synaptic transmission; signal transduction. Gene Ontology annotation, molecular function: monoatomic ion channel activity; neurotransmitter receptor activity; GABA-A receptor activity. Lineage: Eukaryota; Metazoa; Chordata; Actinopteri; Syngnathiformes; Syngnathidae. The record is from RefSeq and is a predicted model, not a curated record. Gene Ontology annotation, cellular component: GABA-A receptor complex; membrane; neuron projection.